UCCACUCUGUUUGCGUUCACUUUGAACCCAUCUGACGCCUUGAAAUUCCUGCGCGCCCUGAAAUACCCACGGCACGUCUCGCGAGCUCGUGGGUUUCUGCUCGGUUGCGCGUUACCGGUUACGACAGCAGUGUAAACAGUCAUGGCAGCUCUGCGCAGGCUUGUCCCGUCGCUCGGCUCCAAAGCACGAGCGUUUGCGGCGCGCGGGGCGCCGCCGGCGGCUCCGGCCAAAGCGUUGAAGGUCAUCGUUGCGGGAGCGUGCGUCACUGCCGCGGCCGCAGCCGCCUAUUACCGCAGCGGCGGGGAGGGCCGCGUCGGCGAGCGGCUCCCGCAUCUGGGGCUGCCGUCCGUGUCCGCCUCCGACAAGGCGUCGUCCCACGAAGACAGGUUUCGGCUGUUCAGCUCCGUGGAGUUUGAAGGGCAGCUCUACAUGACUCCGCUGAACUUUAUUGAGUCGGUGACUCUGAACCAACCCAGAAGCAAGAAAGGAUGGAAGAGUCUCACAAAAAAGGAGUUAGACAAGAUUCUGUCGGAUACACCGCCUGUUUGGAAUGGAUCAUCCAAUUUGUUCAGGAACCUUCGGGAAAGAGGUGUCAUCAGUUACACCGAGUACCUCUUCCUGCUCUGCAUUCUGACAAAGCCUCACGCCGGCUUCCGGAUCGCUUUCAACAUGUUUGAUGCAGACGGGAACGAAAUGGUGGAUAAAUGGGAGUUCUUGGUGUUAGAAGAGAUUUUCCGCAAGAAAAAGGACAGAAAAGAGGUCAACGAGGACUCUCAAAAACUGGACCAACAAAGCCUGGAGCUUUACGGUCAUCGCCAAUCUCAGCCGCACAGUGUGCUUAGAAAAGACGGUCAGCAUGUGGCGGCCCCCGGCAUGUGGGAUGUUCUGAGGCGGGGCGCGAGUCAAGUUCUGUUUUCUGAUCUCUCCGAGGUCGGGGAUGACAAAACAGAGACAACGCUGCUGGUUCAUUUUUUUGGCAAAAAGGGAAAAGCUGAGUUGAAGUUUGAGGACUUUUACAAAUUCAUGGACAACCUGCAGACGGAGGUGCUUGAGAUCGAGUUCCUCUCCUUCUCCAAAGGCAUGCCCACCAUCAGCGAAGAAGACUUUGCUCGCAUUCUUCUUCGCUACACAAACGUGGACGACGUCACGGGGUAUCUGGAAAACGUGCGUCACAGCAUUCCAGAUGAGAAGGGAAUCACUUUUGAGGAGUUCAGAUCCUUUUUCCAGUUCCUGAACAACCUGGAGGACUUCACCAUCGCCAUGAAAAUGUAUAACUUCGCCAACCGCUCUGUUGGUCAAGAGGAGUUCACUCGAGCCGUCUACGUCGCCACGGGGAUCAAGUUGACCCGUCACCUGGUCAACACCGUCUUCAAGAUCUUCGACGAAGACCACGACGACAAACUGAGCUACAAGGAGUUUGUGGGUGUCAUGAAGGACAGGCUGCACCGAGGCCACGGGGGUCUCAGAGUGGAGGAAAAGUUCACUUCGUUCAAGUCCUGCAUGAAGAAAGAGCUUUCAAGCAAAUAGGUGAAGGCUGGACGUCUGCGUCUGCUCCGAGCGCAGACGGGUGAACGCAUGCUGCAGCCUCUGACAGAGCCCAUGUAUGGAAAGCUGUUACGUCCAAAAAACCUGAGUGACCCACUUGGUGACAGCUGCACUGAUUACCUAAAUCUUCUUAAAAAAAGACCUUUAACUUUACAUUUUUGUGACUUUAUUUAUUUUCCUUUAACAUCCUAAAGUGUGAUUCUAUUUUAUUUAAAUAUUCAUGCAUUUAUUUAUUCAGAACUUCCUUUAUAACUUAAGAAGUGUAAGAAAAAAGCAGUUUUCUGCUUCCUCCAUUCACAUUCAUCUGGCUUUUUCACUGUUUAACCACGGGCAGCUAACAAUGUUAAUCAUUUCUUGGCUGCUGCAGCGAAGUGCUAUUAUGCCACUGGCAGGGAUGACCUCUUUACAAAUGAACACUCCCAAUAAUGAAGCCAUAUGUUUGUUUCUGUCCUGAAACACUGAGAUUAAGCUGCUUUUGAACACUUCAUCUAAUAGAUGGAUGAGGACGAAAUGAUGCUUUCCACAAAGAAAAAAAAAGCUCCAGUUUGACUUGCAGAGAGCAUCUAAAGACAGUUUAAAGUGUAACAUUUGGAGUAAAGUCUACCUCCUUUCUGAAUCAGAAUCAUCUGAGUGUAAAAGCAUUUAAAACACAAUAAACACAAAACGUUUGUUGUA
Molecule: messenger RNA, 2220 nt
Organism: Oryzias melastigma (Indian medaka)
Lineage: Eukaryota; Metazoa; Chordata; Actinopteri; Beloniformes; Adrianichthyidae
Gene: micu3b
Product: mitochondrial calcium uptake family, member 3b
Exons: 15
Coding region: 142-1527 (461 amino acids)
Biological process (GO): calcium import into the mitochondrion; mitochondrial calcium ion homeostasis
Cellular component (GO): uniplex complex
Molecular function (GO): calcium ion binding
Source: RefSeq, a predicted model, not a curated record